CAAAGCAACGUUUGCCAACACUGAUCCUUGUUUUGGAAAUGCAACCACAAUUAAAUUGGCCACUUGUUUACCUCAAAUAAUGUACACAUCCACAAUUAAAUGACGUGAUGGACCAGAAAGGCGCAUCGGGAAGUCGUUCGAACCGGCUAGUCACCUUAGCGCAGCAGGCCGCGGAGAAAAGUCGGCGAAGUAACAUUAUCGAGGACAUGGCCAAAAUAUGCGAAGCCGAUCGCCAGACUAGCUCCUUCGUUGAAAGGACUCAGGGUAUCAAGCGGCCUUCGGUUGACAACAGUGUCUUCGUCGCCGUGGAGGACCUCAUUCUGGCCAGCGCUGAGCCAACGCCUGAGGAGCGGGUUAGGAUGAUCAUGCUGGAUUUUUGCUCGUCUCCAACUUACACAGAGGAUGAGGAUGAGCCUAACUAUGAGUCGGAGCCGUGGUUUCGAUUUCGCAGGAAAAGGAUCAAAACUUACGGUCGGAAGAGGGAUUCAAAAGGCCAUAUGGUCAUGCAGAACGAGGAGCCCAGUAGUUCCACGGACCUCUCUGUGCAGAACGAGGAGCCCAGUAGUUCCUCGGACCUCUCUGUGCAGAGGGAUCCCAAUACUUCGUCGACCUCUGUGGCUUGUGACUUCGAUGCUGCGGCAUCGCAGAGGAUACACGAGGUCCUGUUAAACCUAAGUCAAUAUUUUUCGGGGAGCGGGACCGAUUCCAGUCCCACUCCUUCCGCUCCAUCGAAAAUAGAUCUGCCAAAUUCAAAUUUGGAAGAUGAGUGUUUGAACACUGAAGUGAUGAACUUGAGAGACGACCUGUUGGAGAACGGAUUUACUUUCGAGACCUCUAUUUGUGACAAUGAGCAGGAAGGAACUCUGGCAGACACUCUCUUUGGCGAUAGCAGGCAGGCGAUCUCCAUUACGCACCCUCAAUUGGAAAGAGGAGAAUGUAAAGAUUGGUCUGAUGCAGACUCAACACUGCAAAAGUCUGAAAAGAUGUCAUCAGAUGACGAAACUGCUGAACAUAAAAACAUGUUGAUGAAACAAAUGAAAGCAGAACAUCCUGUAGAUGAGAAAACGAACCUAAUAUUGGAAGGCAUCCCAAUGAGCGAGUGGCAAACUCCAAUGGAACUGCCCACGAAGUCCAAAGAGGUAAUCAAACAUAUACCCGAAGAAGAGGUAAAGUUGGAGCCGAGUUCUCAGAAAGAACAUGAACGUAGCAAAAAUUCAAAAGAAUCAAAGUUUAGAGCACUCUCUAACAAAGAAAGUGAUAUUGCCAAGGAAAAGGGAGGUGCUAUGGUCGUAGACAAGUCUAAACAGCAUGAUAACCUACUACACGAUGGCGAUCUUCUUCAGGAGUUUCUCUUUAAUGAAUGGCACCCAAUAAAUUGUUCUGAUGGCCCAUCAACAUCUAACGCAAUUAAAGUGCCUAAGAAAAAGAUCAAUUUAAUUAAGCCUGACGUCGAGCAACCUGAGAAAAAGACACCCAAUAAAAGUCAGUCCAUAGGAGGUCAUCAAAUUGUUGGCUUUCGAAAAACGCCCUACAAAUUUAUUCAGGUUUCGGAAGAAAUGAAAAUAAGAGGCGAAAAGUUUGUAGCCCAAGUUGUAUCCGACUUAUAUCAGUCUAGUCAAAAGUGCAACUCAGUCAGUGAGGAAUGCUCCGCUUAUCAUAGUCAAGUGAUGGCAUCAAUAGAGUGUGAGAGAUUCAAAACGGCCUUAAGUAAACCCAUCGAAACAUUGGAUGUUACUAACAAGAAAGCAAAGCUUGAGGUUAGGGAAAUAAAUGCCAAAUGCAGUCCUCUAAAAAAUGAGAGCAUAGCAGAGCUCGAGUUUUCUGGCUUCCGUACAGCCUCAAAUAAAGCCAUUGUGAUUUCUGAAAAGAUGAAAAUGAGAACUGCAGAGUUUAUGGCUGAGUUUCAGUCCGCAGAAUCCAAUCAGCAAAAUGCUUAUAAAGUCAAUCAGCCAAAUGACAAAAAAACAAUUGAGAUUUCAGAGGAAAUACCUUCGAAAGCUUCCAAGUUGGUCGUUGAUAAUAAAAUGGAAAAACCACAUGAACCCACAAAUGCCGAGGAUUGCCGUGACUCCAAUGAAUCAACGUUUAUGGGCUUUAGAACAGCGUCAAACAAAGCCAUUGAAGUUACUGAGGCGAUGGAGAAGCGAGGAGCCAUGUUUCUUGCUCAGUCAAAGGCUGCAGACCAACAAGACGCAGAACUUAUUGAGGAGCUCGUUUUUAGUGAAUGGCAGCUAAGCGAUCUAGCUGAUGUUGCAUCCACCUCUAAUAACUCAACGGUAGCUCCAAAAAUUAAUAGCAAUUCAAUAAAUGUUGAAAAAAGCAAUACUGUGGAUACAAAAACUGCAAUUGAGAGCGAGUUUUUUGGCUUUCGCACGGCCUCAAAUAAAGGCAUUGUGAUUUCUGAAAGUACGAAGGCCAAAGCUGCGCAGUUUAUGAGUGAAUUUCAAGCUUUUGGCCCAAGUACUGACUCAAACCAACCAAUUGUGAUCCCUGGGGAAUCGAAAAGGACUGCUGCCAAGUUCGUGGAUGAAGUGGCGGCAGAAGACAGUCCCAACAAAGCACCUUUUUGCGAUGUACAAAGUCAAGGAAAUGCCUCAGGUAUUGAGCACUUCACUCGCGACUCCUCCGUGGAUCGUUCUGCAAAGAAAGAGCAUCCGAGGACGCCCAAGAGGUCGCAGGAGAUCCACUCCUCCCUAUCGCAACUUGCCGGCAUAUCCCCACUGGAUCAGGCCACCAAGAAGUCCGUGAUAGAGCGCCGGAAUAUCCUGACACUGAAAAGAAAACGAAAGAUCACUUCGUCAACGGCAACUUCUGGUACCUGCGCCUCUCCGGCUGUGGAUCGAUUCGCACCCAUGCCGGCUGCGACAAGUACUCCGCUGGCUGCCAGGAAUUCAAAUCUCUCCAAGGACUGUGCAAAGGAUAGGCAGAGUGUGGAGGACAUGUCACCUAUUUGCAUGCAACCGAGAAGGAGUAGAAGACUUGGUUUGAGUGGACGUCGCUCUUAGUUGCUUAAUACCCAAAAGAUUUAAGCCGCUGGUCGAUUUAAAUGGGUAGAUACUUUGUUGAAUUAAUUAUAUUGAACAUAUUGAAUGAGCCACUUAGUCACAAUGCCUUUAUAUAAGUUAUUAC
Drosophila teissieri is the source of this 3129-nucleotide messenger RNA. It is a transcript of the gene Brca2, whose product is annotated as breast cancer type 2 susceptibility protein homolog. The record is from RefSeq and is a predicted model, not a curated record. Bases 108 to 3005 code for a protein of 965 amino acids. NCBI's taxonomy places the organism in Eukaryota, Metazoa, Arthropoda, Insecta, Diptera, Drosophilidae. The transcript is spliced from 3 exons.